Molecule: messenger RNA, 508 nt
Organism: Drosophila erecta
Lineage: Eukaryota; Metazoa; Arthropoda; Insecta; Diptera; Drosophilidae
Gene: Irbp18
Product: CCAAT/enhancer-binding protein gamma
Exons: 2
Coding region: 75-404 (109 amino acids)
Biological process (GO): regulation of transcription by RNA polymerase II; DNA-templated transcription
Molecular function (GO): DNA-binding transcription factor activity, RNA polymerase II-specific; RNA polymerase II cis-regulatory region sequence-specific DNA binding
Source: RefSeq, a predicted model, not a curated record
GUGUUCUCUUCUGCAUUUUAGUUCGAUUGCGAUCCAAUUUAAACUAAAUACAGAUCAGAAUUAUCACGGAGAGAAUGCCGGCCAAAAGGAGAACUGCGGCGUCAACCAGCCAAAAUAGCGAUUCGCCAUUAAGUCCGCGCACAGAUCCAGCGUACCAAGAAAAAAGAAAGAAAAACAAUGAGGCUGUACAGCGUACACGCGAGAAGACAAAGAAAUCGGCCGAGGAACGAAAGAAGCGCAUCGAUGAAUUGAGGAGGCAAAACGAUACUCUUAAGGUUCAGAUCGAGGAGAGUCAAAAACAUAUAUCUACGCUAAGGGAUCUGAUCAUUCAAGGCGAGAAAACGGAGGACGGGCACCGCAUCAUCGAGGAGAUUCUCGCUGGACCAGAUCCCAAGGAUGACUAACGAGGAGCUGCUCCUGAUUUACUUUAUAAUAUUUACCUACUUUUAAUCCAUUUUCCAUGGUUGUUCACCAUGUUAAUCUUAGUUCUCCUACUAAAACGGUCCAA